This is a messenger RNA of Thermochaetoides thermophila DSM 1495, 792 nucleotides long. RefSeq lists its product as uncharacterized. NCBI's taxonomy places the organism in Eukaryota, Fungi, Ascomycota, Sordariomycetes, Sordariales, Chaetomiaceae. The transcript has a single exon. The record is from RefSeq and is a predicted model, not a curated record. The coding region runs from base 1 to 792 and encodes 263 amino acids.
AUGCGUCUCCUCACCCUCGCCACCCUCACAGCCCCCGCCCUCGGAGGCAACAUCCUCUGGGACGGGCGGUUCAACGACCUGUCCUCCUCACUUGAUCUCAACCGCUGGUCGUGGUCUAACCAAGUCGGCCCCUACCAAUACUACAUCCACGGCUCGUCCCCCGUCACCGCCUACGUUAAUCUCUCACCAUCCUACAAAAACCCUUUCGACGCCGGCUCCAAGCAGGGCGCCAAGAUCACACUCGACCGCACAGCUUACUGGAACGGCCAGAACAUGCGUCGCACGGAGUUGAUCCCUCAGACGACGGCGCCGAUUAAUAGGGGGAAGGUCUAUUAUCACUUUUCAUUGAUGCGGAAAGAUGUGAAUGCGCCGGCUACCACGCGGGAGCAUCAGAUUGCCUUUUUUGAGAGUCAUUUUACGGAGCUUAAGUCAGGCUGGUUGUCUGGAUCACCUGGGACGGAGGAUACCAAGCUGCGGUGGUGUGUGUCGGGGCAGACUCACUGGAGUGUGGAGUGGGAAGCAGAUGUGUGGCAUAAUUUUGCGUAUGAGAUUGAUUUUUCGGCUGGGACGGUCGGGCUCUGGCAUAGUGAGAAUGGCGAACCGCUGAAGAGGGUUGUUGAUCCCGUCCGCACUAGUGCCAGCUCGGAUGGGAAGGAUUGGCAUGUGGGCGUGCUGGAGUUGCCGCGGUCGGGGUAUAAUGAUUUUGAUGAGGAUUUUUACUUUAGUGGUGUGUAUAUUGAGAAUGGGGAGAUUACGACGAGUGUGUCUGGGCCAGGUGAGUCUCCUUAUUGA